Messenger RNA from Gigantopelta aegis, 1238 nucleotides. RefSeq lists its product as uncharacterized. The transcript has 4 exons. Gene Ontology annotation, cellular component: membrane. Gene Ontology annotation, biological process: immune response. NCBI's taxonomy places the organism in Eukaryota, Metazoa, Mollusca, Gastropoda, Neomphalida, Peltospiridae. Gene Ontology annotation, molecular function: tumor necrosis factor receptor binding. The coding region runs from base 105 to 1082 and encodes 325 amino acids. The record is from RefSeq and is a predicted model, not a curated record.
CGUCAGUCCCACAAGUGAAAUAGAGUUGCAGAUUUCUUCUUCUUCUUCGUCUUCAUACAGUUUGAUACAUCAUAAGAAAUAGUUGAAUAACAGCUUUUAUAAAAAUGUCUUCUACCCACCAUACAUACGAUGUCAUCCCCUCGGAGACUGCAGAAAGCGAGCGGUUGAACUCGAUCGACGAUUUGUUGUCAGCGUCACGUGACAUGGGUAGUGGCGGCAGACCUCUUGAGACUGAUGACGAGUACGAAUAUUAUGACUUCGUAAACGGCACAAACGACGAUAUAAGAUGUGCAAACAGAGUGCGAGUUGCAUUCAUAACGGUCAUUGUAAUUAACUGUAUUCUUUUGGUCCUCUUUGUUAUUGCCAAGACUCCCGUGGGUCAAUUUCUGUGGGAAGAAGACCGCGAAGUUCCGAAAAGUGACCGAUUUAGGCAGGACAUCGUGUCUGAGGAGAUAACGGAUAACUUCAAACUGUGCACGGUUUGUGAGAAGAUUAAACACAAAGUACGACACCCGUACAACUUGGAACAAAUCAGGUUGGAAACGCACCCUGAUGUCUGCUGCUUCCAGAAAAUGAAUCAACUCUUCUGGUUCUUCGAAAAGAACGUUGAAGAUGCUAUUCAAGACAAGAAAACUGAAGGAACCGAGUACAACGCUGACAACAUAUUGACGACGGAAACCCUUAAAAAACCCAUUGCUCAUUUGCUUCUUGCUCGUAUGACAACUUCUUUGUUGAAGUUUGACUAUAACAGUAGAAUCGAAUGGAGUACAUUAACAGACAAUGGAAUUCGACUGGAAUUCAACAAUACGUUCCUGGUAGUUCCGAAGAAUGGGUUGUAUUUUGUAUACGCCCAUGUUAAAAUACAAAUGCUUUCAGAAUGUCCGAAAUUCAAAAUAAUGUUAAAAGAAAGGGAAAGGGAAAGAACUCUUGUAGAAACUUCAAUACAUCUUCGACAACCAGCAUCAACACUAGAGGGUGUUUUCUUUCUACGGAAAAACGACAUGCUAAAAGUUGUGACAUUAUCCUGUAGCAUUGAUACAGCUGAUAACAUUUAUAACUAUUUCGGAAUAUACCAGGUAUAAUCCGCAAGAGCAUUAUUAUGCAGUGGUCAGUCACCGGCCUCGGUGUCAUGGUUAGGCCAUCGGACUACAGGCUGGUAGGUACAGGGUUCACAGCCCGGUACCGGCUCCAACACAGAGCGAGUUCUUAAGUGUUCAGUGGGUAGGUGUAAGACCACU